AGAGCGCGAAUGCAACUACACGGUUUAAUCCGAUAAGAUACUUCUCACAGAUGGCUGGCCAGGGAACAGAGAGACCGUGGCAGGUACGAGCAACAUUUCUGGCUCGCAACACCAACAAUUUAAUCAGGAACGUCAUUGAAAACCUGAAAGUUCAACCCAAUCCGGAAAAGAAACUUAUCCCGCUUUCUCUCGGUGACCCUACAGUUUUCGGGAAUAUCACCCCGCCUGAAGAACUGUUGCAAGCCGUUCGGGAUAGCAUAGAUAAUAACAAAAGCCGUACAUAUGGGCCCACUAAUGGUCAGCUUGAGGCCCGUCAAGCUGUCGCAGACUACAGCAUCCACCAGGGACGCGUGACGGCUGAUGACGUCAUACUCACCAGCGGAUGCGCGCACGCACUGGAGCUCGCCAUCACAGUGCUGGCUGAAGAUGGACAAAAUAUCCUCGUGCCGAGACCAGGGUACAUGAUCUACAUGACGCUAGCUGAGGGUCUGGGAAUACAAAUCAAGUACUACGACUUGUUGCCAGAACAAAAGUGGAAAGUAGACUUGGGGAGCUUACAGAAACAAAUUGAUGACAAAACUGCAGCCAUUGUAGUAAUUAACCCUUCAAAUCCUUGUGGAUCAGUUUACUCCGAGGAACACCUACUCGAAAUACUGGACAUCGCAUCUAAGAACCGUGUGCCCAUUAUUGCCGAUGAAAUUUAUGAGCAUUUUGUGUUCUCAGGGCAUAAGUACACGGCUAUGUCUGCCCUUUCCAAGGAUGUUCCUAUUCUUACUUGUAGCGGACUCACAAAGAGGUUCUUAGUACCAGGCUGGCGAAUGGGGUGGCUGAUUGUACACGAUCGGAACAACAUUUUUGGGAAAGAAAUUCGCCAAGGUUUGAGGAAUUUAUGCGGUAGACUACUUGGGCCUACAACGUUGAUACAGCAUGCCUUGCCUAGUAUAUUGACGUCCAUGCCGCAGCAUUUCUUCGAUGGAGUAAUGUUCUUCAUAGAGAGCCAAGCGAAGUUAGCCUGCGAAGCCUUACAGCGGGCACCUGGCUUACGCCCGAUAAUGCCCCAAGGUUCAAUGUACAUGAUGAUAGAGAUCAAAGUGUCUAUGUUUUCCGAAUUUCAGAACGAUCUCCAGUUUAUUGAACGCUUAUACUCCGAGCAGUCCGUGCUCUGUAUACCUGGACAGUGUUUUUACUAUCCGAACUUCAUGCGCAUUGUACUGACGGUCCCUGAGGAAAUUCUGCGUGAGGCGUGUCAAAGGAUCAUCGCAUUUUGCAAGGACCACGCAACACCGAAAGAAAAACACAUGGAAAUGAUUACGAACAAGUUAUCGGUUGAUAAAGAAUGGAGGGUUAUUUAUUAAGUGUAAUAUGCCAUUA
This is a messenger RNA of Ostrinia furnacalis (Asian corn borer), 1371 nucleotides long. Its product is annotated as tyrosine aminotransferase-like. The record is from RefSeq and is a predicted model, not a curated record. Bases 51 to 1355 code for a protein of 434 amino acids. The transcript is spliced from 5 exons. Gene Ontology annotation, biological process: L-phenylalanine catabolic process; biosynthetic process; L-tyrosine catabolic process. Gene Ontology annotation, molecular function: pyridoxal phosphate binding; L-tyrosine:2-oxoglutarate transaminase activity. NCBI's taxonomy places the organism in Eukaryota, Metazoa, Arthropoda, Insecta, Lepidoptera, Crambidae.